AUGGAGGCUCAGUCAUGGAUAAUUAUGGUUGUACUAUCUGCAACAUUCAUGCAAAUAUGCAGAGCAGUAGAUGAUAAAAUCCUGAGUUUGCCGGGGCAACCAAGAGUCAGUUUCCAGCAAUAUGCAGGAUAUGUAAUCGUUGACGAAAAUCAAGACCGAGCUCUUUUCUAUUACUUUGUUGAAGCAGAAUCAGACCCAGCUUCAAAGCCUCUCGUUCUCUGGCUAAAUGGGGGGCCUGGCUGUUCUUCUGUUGGAGCAGGUGCUUUCUCUGAGCAUGGACCCUUCAGACCAAGUGGUGGAGGGAGUCUGGUUAGAAAUGAUUAUAGUUGGAACAAAGAAGCAAAUAUGCUGUACCUGGAAUCACCAGCAGGAGUUGGCUUCUCUUAUUCUGCCAAUAAAUCUUUCUAUGACUUGGUGAAUGACACUAUCACAGCACAAGACAAUUUUGUAUUCCUGCAGAAUUGGUUUCUGAAGUUUCCUGAGUACAAGAAUAGGGAUUUGUUUAUCACAGGAGAGAGCUAUGGAGGACACUAUGUGCCACAGCUUGCAUUCCUCGUUGUGAAGUCAGGACUAAAAUUCAAUCUGAAGGGCAUAGCUUUAGGAAACCCUCUAAUGGAGUUCAGUACAGAUUUAAACUCGGAAGGCGACUUCUAUUUGUCUCAUGGGUUGAUAUCAAGCCCUACCUAUGAACUUCUCAGUGCAGUCUGUAACACUUCACAACUCUGGCGAGAGAAUAUAGCAGGCCACUUUUCGGCUGCUUGUUCGGAGGUGAAUGAUGCAGUUUUUUCAGAAAUUCCGCACUACAUUGAUCUAUAUGAUGUCACUGCGAAUGUUUGUUUAUCAUCUGGUGGAUCACUGUUGGGAGUUCAUAAUAACCCAUUAACACCAAGAUUCCAAUUUUUCUCAUCUGCUGAAUCAAUGCAGGAGGCUCUCAGUCAGCCUAAAGAUCAAGAGAACAUUGAUCUUUGUGUACAAGAAGAAACUUUUGUAUAUUUGAACAGGAAAGAUGUGCAAGAAGCUCUUCAUGCCCAGCUUGUUGGAACUCCGCAGUGGGGUUUCUGCAGUGGUUAUGCAUACUAUGAUCGUCGAAACCUAGAGAUACCUACAAUUGAUGUGGUGGGCUCAUUAGUCAGUUCAGGCAUCCAGGUUCUGGUGUACAGCGGAGAUCAGGAUUCAGUUAUCCCAUUUACGGGGAGUAGGACUUUGGUAGAUGGGUUGGCGAAAAAGCUGGGAUUGAAUGCAACUGUGCCGUAUACAGCUUGGUUUGAGGAUAAACAGAUUGGUGGAUGGACGCAAGUCUACGGUGACCUCCUAACAUUUACCACCAUUAGAGGAGGCUCCCACAUGGCACCGUUUUCAUCACCCGGAAGAGCACUAGCAUUAUUUGCAGCAUUUCUAUCUGGGAAGCCUCUUGUCUAA
Dovyalis caffra is the source of this 1419-nucleotide messenger RNA. The record is from the annotation of a GenBank genome assembly. Lineage: Eukaryota; Viridiplantae; Streptophyta; Magnoliopsida; Malpighiales; Salicaceae.